UUAUUUUUUUUAUUAAAUAAUAAUAUAUUAUUUUUAUUACUAUACAAUAGUAUAUUCAUAUUUUUAUAAUAUAUGAAGUAGGCAACUAUCUAAAAUGGCGCCAUUUACACGCGUACAGGUUGAAAAAUGUGAAAAGUGUUCGGUCUAUUAUCCUGCUAAAUCUGAACAUGAAUGUUUACCUGUAGUUAUUGCUGUUGAGGAACCUAAAAAAUUUAGAAAGAUUUUACCGGCUGUGCCCGUUGAAAAAGGAGCAUUGCUGUUAUCAAGUGAUGAUGACGUUGGAGAUAACAAAGUAAAAGACAGAGUAAAAGAUUUCAAUUUGACUUCUGGUUUAAUAAGCGCUAUUAAGGAUCGUCCGCCGUUGUUUGAUCAUAAAAUGAUGAUGUCAGAAAGGUCGGAAUCAAUUAAAAACAAACUUUGGAAUGAAGUAUAUGCUGAACUGCAAGGUCAGAUUACAAUUGAUGAAUUAAAAAAAAAAUGGAAAUACUUAAAAGAAAAAUAUGUACGUGAAAAGCAAAAACAAAAAAAAAAUGGAAUUUCAAAAAUAGGUAGAAGAUCAAAAUGGUUGCAUUACAAUCAAUUGUUAUUUUUGGAUGAAGCUAUAACACAAUAUCAUGAUAAAAGGACUACUAAUAUUAUAGAUUCAAAUGUAGAUAAUCCUGCUGAAGACACUCCUCAAAGUUUAACUUCUGCUAAAGAGCAAAAAAGAAAAGAAAAAAAUGAUCAUAAYUAUCCACGACCCUUGUUAAAUGAGCAUAAAAUGUCAAGGCCUUCAUUAUCAACAGAAYUAAAUGAGGAUCUAGGUGAUUCUGAUAUUGCUUUUGGAAAUUACUUAUUAACAUUAAUGAAAGACUUACCUAUCCAAAAGAGAAAAAAGCUUCAAUGUCAGUUUAUAACAUCUGUUAUAACUGCUCAGGAUCUAGAGUGAUGCAUUAUGAUUACAUUUUUUAUUAUAUAAUAUGGGYCGAUUCAUAAAUAUAUUUAAUUAUAUUUGUGUGAA
Diuraphis noxia (Russian wheat aphid) is the source of this 1000-nucleotide messenger RNA. RefSeq lists its product as uncharacterized. NCBI's taxonomy places the organism in Eukaryota, Metazoa, Arthropoda, Insecta, Hemiptera, Aphididae. Gene Ontology annotation, cellular component: transcription regulator complex; nucleus. The record is from RefSeq and is a predicted model, not a curated record. Gene Ontology annotation, biological process: regulation of transcription by RNA polymerase II.